This is a messenger RNA of Penicillium macrosclerotiorum, 1128 nucleotides long. RefSeq names its product DNA-directed RNA polymerase core subunit RPC40. Gene Ontology annotation, cellular component: RNA polymerase I complex; RNA polymerase III complex. Bases 1 to 1128 code for a protein of 375 amino acids. Gene Ontology annotation, biological process: DNA-templated transcription. The transcript is spliced from 3 exons. NCBI's taxonomy places the organism in Eukaryota, Fungi, Ascomycota, Eurotiomycetes, Eurotiales, Aspergillaceae. Gene Ontology annotation, molecular function: protein dimerization activity; DNA binding. The record is from RefSeq and is a predicted model, not a curated record.
AUGGCGCCUCUUGUUCCAUCGCAAGGGGAGCUGCAGCGCCGCCGUAUUAUCGGUAUCAACGCAGAGACUGUCACCAACAUCCCCUCGACAGAUUUCCCCGGUCAUUGGCCCGGAGAAUCGCACGCUUGGGCACUUGAUCAGUUCAAGGACAGUUUCAAAGUUGAAUACCACCGCAAUGACCCUUACGAAGCCUCGUUCUCACUGAUCGGACUUGACGCCGCGGUCGCCAAUGCCUUCCGCCGCAUUUUGAUGGCUGAGAUUCCGACUCUGGCUAUUGAAUAUGUUUUCGUCCACAAUAACACCUCUGUCAUUCAAGAUGAGGUGCUCGCAUCCCGCCUGGGUCUGAUUCCGCUAAAGGGCUCUGUGGAAGGAAUCAACUGGAUGCACUGGUUCCGGAAGCCUUCGGAGGACGAUGAUGGGCCUGCACCCCCUGGUCCCAGUGACUUCAAUACUGUUGUCAUGCACCUCGAAGUUGAGUGCACCAAGAAUCCCGACGCCGCCGAUGACGAAACCGACCCGCGCAAGCUUUACCACAACGCUCACGUCUAUGCCAAGGACAUCACGUUCGCUCCUGUUGGUCGUCAGGAACAAUUCUUCGUCGGCGAUGGUGCCAUCCAGCCUGUUAAUCCGGAUAUUCUAAUUGCUAAGCUUCGUCCCGGCCAGAAAAUCGACAUGGAGCUGCAUUGUAUCAAGGGUAUUGGAGCGGACCAUGCCAAGUUCUCGCCCGUUGCGACCGCCUCCUAUCGACUUAUGCCCGAUAUCAACAUUCUGCGUCCCAUUAUUGGCGAAGACGCUAAGAAGUUUUCCAAAUGUUUCCCCAAGGGCGUCAUUGGCCUUGAGACUGUGACUGCCGAGGAGGCCGCCCGCAAGGAGAGCGGAUACGAGGGACAUGCAGGCGAACAGAAGGCCGUUGUGGUUGAUGCAUUCAACGACACUGUUAGCCGCGAGUGCUUGCGCCACGAGGAGUUCCAGGGCAAGGUCAAGCUCGGACGUGUACGUGACCACUUCAUCUUCAACGUGGAGAGCACUGGUCAGUUCGAGAGUGACGUUCUGUUCUUGGAAGCCGUGAAGGUCUUGAAGUUGAAGUGCGCCCGCUGGAAGCGUGGUUUGACCGACCUGAUGGCGUAA